CACUUUACUUUGUGAGACAACUUCUACUGGUGUAGAGUGGAGCGAGCCCACUUGGUUUGGUAUCAAGACCUCUGAACAGAGAUGGGGAUAGGGUCCCCCGGGGACCCCAGAGCCCUGAGCCACCUGCUGCUCCUGUUGCUGCUACUGCAGGAGGAGUCCCUGGAGUCCAGCACUGGAACCCACACUCUCCGCCACGACCUCAUGGCCCUGUCCCUGCACAGGCCUUGGAAGCCCCAGUUCCUGGCCCUGGGAUACUUUGAUGAUGAGCUCUUCUUGAGCUAUGAUGGCGAGAGCAAGAGGGCAGAGCCCCGGGGUCUAGGGAUCAAGAUGGACCUGGGAGCUGAGAACUGGGAGAGAGAAACCAAGGACCUGAAGGAGAAGGAGCGGCAGCUCAGACAGUUGCUGACAGAGAUCACAGGCCAGCAGGGCCAAGGCCCAGGCCUUCACUCCCUCCAGGCCACAUUGGGCUGUGAGCUCCAGGGAGACAGCACUACAAGCUUCUGGUGCUUGGGCUACAAUGGGCAGGACUUCCUCACCUUCGACUCACAGACCCUCACUUGGACGUUGGCCCUGCCCUCAGCCCAGCACAUCAAGAAGCUCUGGGAGACCCAAGGCCCCAGGGCUGAUCAGGUUAAGGAUUUCCUGCAUGUGACUUGUCCUGCCCAACUCUGGAGAUACCUGGCCUCCUGGAGGGGCCUCCUGGAGAAUACAGAUGCCCCGUCAGUGACUGUGACCCGCAGUAAGAACCUGCUGGGAAAGGUCAUCCUGAGGUGCUGGGCUUUUAGCUUCUAUCCUCAGGGUGCCACACUGACCUGGCUUCGGGAUGGGGAGCCCAUGCACCAGGGCACCUUUGGGCCUGGGACCAAUCUGCCCAGUGGGGACGGGACCUACCAGACCUGGGUGGACACUCGGAUCCUCCCUGGAGAGGAGCAGAGGUUCACCUGCCACGUGGGACACUGAGGGCUGAACACCACGGUCCCUGCAGUCUCUGGUGAGGAACUGGGGGAGCCCUUGGGGUCCAGGGAGCUGGAGGCAGAGUUGGUGUGGGAUCCUCGUAUGAAAA
Messenger RNA from Diceros bicornis minor, 1063 nucleotides. Its product is annotated as MHC class I-like protein MILL1. Gene Ontology annotation, cellular component: external side of plasma membrane. The record is from RefSeq and is a predicted model, not a curated record. The coding region runs from base 82 to 960 and encodes 292 amino acids. Lineage: Eukaryota; Metazoa; Chordata; Mammalia; Perissodactyla; Rhinocerotidae. The transcript is spliced from 4 exons. Gene Ontology annotation, biological process: antigen processing and presentation of endogenous peptide antigen via MHC class I via ER pathway, TAP-independent; positive regulation of T cell mediated cytotoxicity; immune response.